AUGACCGUCGCCAAGCUUCCAGAUGAGCUAUGGGUGAACAUCAUCGGGUGGGUUCCUGACGAUGUUGUUCGCCAGCUUCUGGGAGUCAACCGCUUGUUCAGUCGACGCGCCUUGAGAGCGAAAUAUAGAUCGAUUACGGUCAACUCCCAUGCAACCCGACGUGCCUGUGAUCGCCUGCAGCAUAUCCGGGACUCCGGCUAUGCUCAAUAUGUUCGAUGCUUGGACAUCGAUCUGACCUUUUUGUCAAGGGAAGAGCCAUAUGUCUUGCCGUGGAUGGCCCCCAAAACGUCGAGCCCAGUGCAUGCAUCAGUGGCCGUCACGCGCGACAUUCGCAAGCUUCUUUUGUAUAUAGUCGAAAACGCCGAAGACUUGACGGAUUGCUGCUUCCGCUGGCAAAGUGGUCUGGAAUUCCACCAUCAAGCCGAUUUCCUGCAAGCGCUUUGGCCGCUUCUUCGCGAUUCAAUGCGCAAUCUCAGUCUUCUGAUGACCCCCGUGUACUUUGACACGCUGGUUCAGAACGCUCGGAAUUUGCGCGCACUACAGCACUUAAGACUAGACUUUCGGUUUCCUCCUUCGUCGUGGGUCUUGGCAGAGGGAGGCAUCGAUAACUUUCCCCAAUUCAUGGACAGCGUCAAAGACCACAUUCGUUCCUUGGAUCUCUCGUGGUUAGAGUAUCCAUACAGCGCGGCGUCAAUGUCAAAAGGAACACCUGCGUUACCUCAUCUUGAACAUCUGGAGGAACUAGCGCUUCAAGUCGCCGAACCUUCAUCUUUGGAAAUCCCCCAGGUCGCGCGAUUCCUCGAGUGCCACAGUGGCCAGAUAACCGAACUUGAUUACGAAGUUCGUACUACGGACCACCUGACCAACCUAUUCGCACACACAUCCUUUGUGGCGUUGACGGAACUUUCAUUGCGAACGGUGGAUUUCUUACCGCAAAUAGUCAACCUCCUCAGAACCACGUUCUUUCCUUUGGAUAGGCUCGAAAAGCUCGCAAUUUCAGGCUACUUCAUGCCGGCUGAUGAAGUCUUGAUUGCAUCUGCUGCGUUCACCCUAAAUCCCUUGUCUUAUUCCAAUUCGCUACUUCGGUCGCUUCACCUCCAUGUUAACACCAUAACACCUCCGUUCCUCGAUACGCUAUCAACCCGUUAUCCGUCCUUGAAGCUAUUGUCCUUGCACUGUGUGCUAGGCGAGUCAAAUAUCCCACAAGUCGCUAUUCCCGCGCUUGCGUGUUCCAAUGGCUGGAAAGUCGACAUGUCUAAGAGAAAAUAUCUCGAAUGGAAGGUCGAACAACUCGUCAUUGGUUAUGCUAGACUACCGGACUUGGCCCCAGAAUUUGACGAAGAAGCCACAAAGAUCGUUGCGCAAAGUAUACCCAGCGUCCAUGUGUUUGCUUCCUCGCUCUAUUCUCAACACCCUUCGUGGUUUCGCUAUGACCCUGUUUGA
Molecule: messenger RNA, 1443 nt
Organism: Pleurotus ostreatus (oyster mushroom)
Lineage: Eukaryota; Fungi; Basidiomycota; Agaricomycetes; Agaricales; Pleurotaceae
Exons: 4
Coding region: 1-1443 (480 amino acids)
Source: RefSeq, a predicted model, not a curated record